UUUCAGAUAACGCAGAAAGGACGCAGGUCUACACACGUACAGUCUACCUGAGAAUAAACACGGAAUGCUGACACGGUAAUACUGAAGCUUUAAUCAGAAUAAGGCUGGACUGCUGAAGAGCGAGAGUACACACAGGUGUUUUCACUUGCCACUUGUUGCCUCGUUACUCCUGGUUCACCUCCAGUAACCGUCUCUGUGCCUGACCUCAUUGUUUUCUGUUUGUGGCAACCCAUUGUGGGGGAGCUACUACAGAUGACCAACAGUCCCCCGCUUCUGUUCAGCUGAUUUUUGGUGCUGGUAAAAGCAGUACAAAAAGUGAGCUAGUGAAGGGAAGAGUUGAAAACAGGCCGAGAGAGGAGUCGAGGCAGGUUCAGAGACGGUAUCCAUCCAGAUUUCUCCUUCUUCCAACUUCGUCAUCCUCCAUCGUGGCUGCCAGACACACAGUCAUGUUCCUGGUGGUGGUGGUCCUCUCCCUGCCAGGCUUCAUUCACAGCUUCCAACCCCUCUUCUCAUUUGAUGGGAACUCCACCACUCACCGUGACAUCACACAGAGGGCGGUCCUCAGGAAGACGGCUGAGGUCUGCCGAGACAUCGCUGCCUCUGAGGGAAGGGACUUCAGCCUGACUAUUGACGACAGCCUGACCGUUGCCAGGGUGCAAAGGGCCUGUUCCUCUGCAGGUACCUCCACCUCUCUCGUCUCAACUGUCAUGUUCCGAACUUCCAUUGCAAACAUGUAUUUCAGCAACGCUAAGGUGGACGUGGCUUUUGCACUGAGCGAGGAGCACCACUUUGAUGACGAGACCUUCCAGGGAGGGCGUGAUAUCAUCACGGCAGGCGUGUCUGCCGUGAAGGCCAGUGUGAAGCUGGAGAGCUUCAUCGCAGGGAGGUGGACUCUUGGACGAGUCUGUCAUACCCUACAGGACUUCUACAGCCAUAGUAACUGGGUGGAGCUGGGGAACAAAGCUCCUUACAGCGCUCUGAUCAGACCAGACCAACCUCUCGAGAACCUGGCAGGCCCAAACACUCCGACCUGCAGAAGCUGUACAGGAGGGAACUGUGCAGACAACCUUCUGCCCGAGCUGCUGCAGCAGGGGCUCCUCACCUCAGGCUACUUCAACAUCUUCUCCUCAUCCAAACCUGCGGGUAAAUGCAGCCACGGUGGAUCAUUUGACAAGACAAGCAAACAGGACCCGGUGGGGGGCAUCAGUAAGGACGACACUGGAUCCAGCCAUGGCUCACUUCACCACAAAGCAGCUGAUCUGGCUGUCAAUGCCACUAUGGAGCUACUGGAGGACAUCAGAGUAGCUACCGGAGACAAGAACUUCCUGCGAUUGAUGGGCCUCUCCCAGUCCUCUGUGCUGUGUUUCGUCAUUGACACCACAGGCAGCAUGAGCGACGACAUAAGUGAGGCUAAGAGAGUUUCCUUUGACAUCAUUGACCGUAAGAGGGGGACGGAGCAGGAGCCCUCUGCCUACAUACUGGUGCCUUUCAACGACCCAGGUUUUGGACCGUUGACUAUGACGACCAACGCAGAUGUCUUCAAAGACCGCAUCAACAAACUGACUGCAAGCGGAGGAGGAGACAUCCCGGAGUUGUGCUUGUCUGGACUGCAGCUUGCCCUGACUGCUGCUCCACCCUCCUCUGAGAUCUUUGUCUUCACUGACGCUCCAGCUAAAGAUGCUCAUCUGAAAAGCACCAUCACUGCCCUCAUAGAGAGCACCAAGUCAGUGGUAACUUUUAUGUUGACAGACGUCCUGGCCAGUCGACGGCGCCGCAGAAGCCUUCAGGGUACGAGUCCACGCUCAAUGAGCCAAUCGGACGCCCAGCUGUACCGUGACCUAGCCCGAGCCUCUGGAGGUCAAUCCAUUGAAGUCACCAAGUCCGACCUCUCUCUGGCUACAAGUGUAAUAGAGGACUCAUCAGCCAGUGCUGUGGUGACAGUUUUUCAGGUGGUGAGGAAUCCGGGCAGGCCUGAUAAUUUCACAUUUACCGUUGAUGGUUCUUUAAGGAACAUGACUGCCUACAUCACAGGAGCCCCAUCUCUUACCUUCAAUCUCACCAGCUCCAAAGGUGUAUCUCAGAGUUCCAGUCAGUCCAGUGGUCCUCUGGCAUCCUUCACCACAGCAGGAAACCUGCGUCGUUUGAGCCUCAACACUGACAAUCAAACAGGAUCAUGGGAAAUCAGUGUUGCCUCUAGUAGUCCCUACUCUGUUAAGGUCACAGGUCAAAGUUCAGUGAACUUCAUUUAUAACCUUGUUGAAGCUCAUGAAGGAGCUCAUGGGGACUUCAGUCUAAAGGAGGGACGUCCUCUUUCAGGUGGUAAUGCCAGCCUCUUGGUCUCUGUGACAGGAAGUGACACAGUAAAGGUCACAGAGGUCACUCUGUUUGACAGCUCAGGGCCAACAGAGGUCAACGGAUCGCUGCAGGCGGUGGGAAGUGGCAACUUCCUGGUGACAUUCAGUGGAGUCCCUGCAGGUGACUUUGCGGUUCGCCUGAGAGGAGAGGACAGCAGCUCCUCCUCCAGGUCCACGCAAAGCGGCUUCCAGAGGCAGGCCCCCACUCAGAUCAAGACCUCAAGCAUAUCUGUCACUGCCCAAGCCAACAACUCCAACAUAGAACCCGGCUCAACCAUCUCCAUCCCCUUCACAGUCACCACAACCUCCAACGGAGUCGUUAACAACUCUGCAACCGGCUCGUUCACAGUGCGAGCCAACAAUGACCGCAGCUAUCCUUCAGCUUCACCCAGCACCGUCACAGUGGCAGCGGGCAGUGGGGGCAAAGCCAACGCCACCGUGACCUUAACAGUGCCAGCCAGCGCUACAUCAGGAACAGAUGUGACCCUCACCAUCGAGGCAGAAAACGCUGCUGCUACUGACACCAACUACGCUGUCCUCAGGUUUUCUGUUUCUUCCAAGGUGACAGAUAUUUCCCGCCCAGUGUGUCAGGUGGUCAGCUCAUCAACCAGCUGUCCGUCCUCUUCGUCUCUCUGUGCUUCCUCCCAGUGGAAGUUUGUUGCUAAUCUCACCGAUGGCAUCAAUGGAACCGGCAUCGAGAGCGUCACCGUCCGCCAAGGGAACGGCACCCUCAACACCAGCACAGUGGAUGGAGCAGGGGGCGAGAACAUUACAGUGGCUACCUACAGCGCCUCCUGCUGUGCACAGAGUGUAGAGCUGGCAGUUGUGGACAGAGUAGGAAAUGUGGGCACUUGUGGGGGUCAGGCUCGAGAAUCUACUACAGCCACCCCUGCGACUACAGCUGCAGUCAGCACAACAUCCACUGGAGGGCACACUUUGGGCAUAUCAUACUGUCUCUGGAUCAGUGUUGCUGUUUCUCUGCUUUGGAAGUAACAGGGAGAAAUGGAAGAAACACGCUAAAUGUGGAAUUGCAGCACAUGAAUCAAGUGUCCUCACAAAGACUUUUAUAUCUUUGAUUUGUCUCACAAGGUGUGGUUAAAAUUAAUUUCAAUUUCUUUAAUUCAGAUUCAUUUCUUCAUGCAUAAAUAAUUACAUUUUUUUAUUUGGAACUUUAUUUUAUUUAGCUUUGUGUUUUGGAUAAACAUUUAAGUUUCUUUGAAUGUUUUAUUUGUAUUCCUGGUGGUGUGUAGAUUUGUUGCAGGUGUCAUAAAGUAGAGAGAGCAGUGAUGCCAAUGUUGACGUGCCUAAAGCUGCCUUUGUUGCUGUUUUUUCCCACAAGUAAUUUUUAGGGUUUCAGUGGACAGUUAUAGUUCUCCUCAUGUAUAUCUUCAUAAUAUUUAAAUUAAAGAGAAGCAUGCUUUUUGAUGGCGGUGAGCAACACACGGAACAUCCCUACAGAAGCCUAAGCCUGAAAUCAGACAUGCAUUAUCACUGUGAGGGAACAUUUCAUUCUGAGGAUACAUGUUCACGUUGUUGUAUACCAUCAACCUGUGAAGUACUGCAGAAAAUAUGUUGUGAUGAAAAGGUGGAACUUCCUUUUUCAGGUGUCGCUACUGUAGUUUCUUUCAAUCAGCCCUGUCUACUUCUAUUAAAAGCUAUGAAAACCGA
Messenger RNA from Chelmon rostratus (copperband butterflyfish), 4022 nucleotides. It is a transcript of the gene vwa10.2, whose product is annotated as von Willebrand factor A domain containing 10, tandem duplicate 2. Lineage: Eukaryota; Metazoa; Chordata; Actinopteri; Chaetodontiformes; Chaetodontidae. Bases 447 to 3347 code for a protein of 966 amino acids. The transcript is spliced from 18 exons. The record is from RefSeq and is a predicted model, not a curated record.